Molecule: messenger RNA, 1975 nt
Organism: Symbiodinium sp. CCMP2456
Lineage: Eukaryota; Dinophyceae; Suessiales; Symbiodiniaceae
Source: the annotation of a GenBank genome assembly
AUGGAAGUUGACCAAGAGGCUGGCGAUGCCUCUUCGACUUUCGUGCUGGCCAUGGGUAACAACUCUGACGGGCAGCUGGGGUGCGGUAUCGCGGAGGAUGACGAUGACAAGGUGUUUGCGCCUUGCGAACUGCAUGCCUUCGACUCGGUGAAUAUUCGAAGCUGCUCGUCAUCGUUGAAGCACUCAAUCUGGUUGAGUUAUGACGGUUUGGUGUACACUUCUGGUGACAAUGAUUCUGGACAGCUGGGUAGAGCCGGGAAGCGGGCCAAACCUUUCAAAAUCGACUCCAUCGAGCACAUGCCUGUGGAAAGCACGGCCGCUGGAAACGGCUUCACUGUCCUGGCUGCGAAGCUGGAUGGGCGCCUGAUGGGCGUCGGACGAGGGGACCGUGGGCAGCUGGGGAUGGGUGGUGCUGAUCGCGACGACAAGGAGCGGGUGAAGUUUUCCUCUGCCUUGGAUGAGCAGCUUCUGCAUUUGUCUGCUGGGGAGUCGCACUGCAUUGCACUGUGCCGUUCGGGGAAAGUCCUCGCUUUCGGAGAGAACAAGCACGGCCAGCUUGGGGUCGGUGACUUUGUGAGCACCGCCACACCGAAGCCAGUGCCCACUCUUUCAAGCCGGCCGGUGGUGCAGGUCUGUUGUGGAGGUGCCCACAGUUUGGCAAGAACCGCCACGGGACUCCUUUGGUCCUGGGGUUGCAACGAGCACGGCCAGCUAGGCCUUGGAGAUCUGAAGCCCCGGUUCCGGCCCGAGCAGGUGAAGGCCAUGCGCGUCUCCCGCUGCGUGGACGUGGCGGCUGGGAAUCGCCACAGCCUGAGCAUCUCGGAGAAGGGCCUCGCCUUUAGCUUCGGGGCCGGUGGAAGCGGGCAGCUGGGCUCCGGUGGCAUUGCCGAGGCGGAGCCUUACCCGAAAGUCAUCGAGGCACUGAAGGAGAUCGGCACAUGUUUACAGAUUGCCGGUGGCCACAGCCACAGCCUUGCUGUGGUUCUGAACCAGGAAACUUUGAGGGAAAACCUCUACGUCUGGGGCCUGGGCUCGAGUGGCCAGCUGGGUAUCCCCCGAGAGAACCUUCAUGAGAAGAAGCUCUCGCCCCUACCGCAGAAGCUGCGGCUGGAUCCCUCGCUAAAGAUCCUGAGCAUCUGUAGUGGGCCCCUCUCGCACCACACCUUCCUCAUCGUUUCUCGGACUGCCGGAACUGAGUCAAGGGGUGGCUACCCUGGAACAGCGAGGGAGUCAUUGAGCCCGCGAGCGUCCUUGGGGCCAUUGAGGCAUUGUUUGCACACUGCAAUUGAUGCAGACGAGCUGCUCCAGGCCCUGCGAAGUCUGAAGGGCAGUGAGGGCAUUCAGCAGACUGCCCUUGUCAAGGCCGUGGGGGCUGCCUUCAGCUCCGUCAGUGUGCUGAAUGCGUCUUUUCGGCGACCGUCGCCGCUGGGAACGACCGCAGAAUCCAGUGGCGUCGACCUUUUGAAGGUCCGCAAGGCAUAUCAUACACUUGUCUUCGAGCUGCGGAAUGCCGAAUUGAUCAACACGCUUGGAAGAGCCACUGUUUCCAUCUGUGAUGAGCUUGCAAAGCAGCGUGUGCCGACGGAUGAUCCGGAAACACUCUGCGUGUUUUUGGUUCUGUUCGAGAAUCCGCUGUUGCUCGCCGAGCACCGCACUUCUUUAUUCGCUGGCUUCCAUGUAGCAUUACAGCGCCUAACUGCUGCGGUCCUUUCUUUGCCAAAAGACUCCCAGAAGCUUCUGUUCGGCUGGUUGAAGCACCUCCCGAGUGAAUAUUUCGGACGUGUGGUGAACGUCAUGCAGCAGUACGUGACCUACGUUCUGACACAGCCUGGGCAAAAUCAAAGCGACGUUUCGGCAGCUGUCAUGAUGCUGCAGACCCUGUGGGAUGCUAAUGCAGAGAUGGAUGGCAUUCUGCCGGAGUGGUGUUUUCAGAGCCUCGCGAUCUCGCAGAGCGCCGACCUGCAGGAGCACUAUC